AUGCUUCUGAUGGGCAUCGGAUCGCGAGGCUUGGAGCUGGGCACAAAGACGGGGACGCUGAGCCUGGUAGUGGUGUCCGCUCUGACCUACUACGUUUGUUGGAGAUGGUCUGAGACUUCGCGGGCCCGCAGGGUGGCCAAGCUGGGGCGGAGCGCCGCCGGCUCGUCCUCGCUCCCGAGCCCCGUGGCCGUGUUGCCGAGAUGGAUUCCGUUCGUCGGCGGGCACACACUUCAGAUGGAGUCUGAGAAGAUGAUGCAGCAGGUCGAAGGGUGGGCGGACGAUCUCGGCGGAGACUACGAGAUUACGCUUAUCGGGAAGAGGGUGAUUUUCGUCACGGACCCCGAAGACAUCCGCCGCAUUCUUCUCCUCCGCCCUUCCAAGUUCAAGAGGGGUUGGCGUCCGGUAGGGGUUUACCCGUCCCUUUUCUUCGAAGAGGGCAAAGAGUGGGGCCGGUCGAGGCGACUCAUAGCGCCGUUUCUCAGCGGGCACAAGAACGUUGCUGGCAUGGUUCCUUCCAUCGCGAAGAUCGCUGAGCGGGUCUGCGCCAAGUUGGGGGAUGGACAGGGAGAGCCCGUGGACUUCGUCCAGGAAUUUGGGCGCUACACUCACGAUGCUAUCGCCCUCUCAGGCUUCGGCUUCGACGCAGACAGCGUGCGGGCUACCAAGGAUCGCCCCAGCGUGUCGUUCGAAGCCAUGGGUGCAAUCGUCGAGGCUGCCUUGGCCCUAUCCGUGGAUCCGCUGGCAAUGUUGGCGUGGUCGACUCUGUCGUCAUUGUUGCCUUGGGUCCGAGAGAUAAAGGAGAAGUCUUCCAGGCUCCAACGCGUAGUCGAGGGGGCCAUCGACAAAACUCGGAGCGAGAUGAAAGAAGCCGGCGCUAGCCACCCCGCGGGUGGCGAGGAGGGGGCACUCCUGCGGAAGCUUCUGUCCGUCGAAGGGGGCAGCGACAACGCCAUCAAGGACGUCAGCAACCGCAUGACGCUUUCGGACAAGGAGAUCGUGACGCAGAGCAAAGGCCUGUUCCUUGCGGGUUCAGAGACGACAGCGAAGACGCUCUCAUGGGCUGUUUACUUUCUGGCCAAGCACCCCGAGAUGCACUUGAGGUGUCGCGAGGAGGCCCUAAGAGCGGCGCCACUCAGAACAGCGAACAUCGAGAGAGCGUGCAUCGCAACGACACGUCGCUCCCAGGAAACCACCACCAUGAAGAGCGGGUUGAAGCUCGAGGCCGGGACGGCGUUCACCCUCCUCCUCCGGUAUCCCUGUCUCUCGGAGCACUCGUUCACAAGGGCAAAAGACUUCGUGCCUGAAAGGUGGAUUGAUGCUGAGCGUGAGGAGGCUCUUUUGGGCCAACCAGCGGACCGGAAGAGCAGCGAUGUCGUUCACCGCGAAGAGGUAGCGCAGGCCUUUGGCGGAGGGCCCCGCAAAUGCCCCGGAAUGGACAUGGCACACCUCGAGGCUGCCAUUAUCCUUGCAGCAAUAUCCGCUCGCUUCGAUCUGGCCCUAGCACCAGGACAGGCGGACCCUCCGGAAGAGGUGUUCAAGUUCACUGCCGGAGUGGAGAGCCUCAAGCUGGUGUUAACGAAGAAAGUGGCUUGA
Messenger RNA from Ectocarpus siliculosus, 1593 nucleotides. NCBI's taxonomy places the organism in Eukaryota, Phaeophyceae, Ectocarpales, Ectocarpaceae. The record is from the annotation of a GenBank genome assembly.